Spathaspora passalidarum NRRL Y-27907 is the source of this 1135-nucleotide messenger RNA. It is a transcript of the gene CDC10, whose product is annotated as septin. NCBI's taxonomy places the organism in Eukaryota, Fungi, Ascomycota, Pichiomycetes, Serinales, Debaryomycetaceae. Bases 57 to 1022 code for a protein of 321 amino acids. Gene Ontology annotation, molecular function: molecular adaptor activity; GTP binding; GTPase activity. Gene Ontology annotation, biological process: cytoskeleton-dependent cytokinesis. The record is from RefSeq and is a predicted model, not a curated record. The transcript has a single exon. Gene Ontology annotation, cellular component: septin complex; septin ring; microtubule cytoskeleton.
AUUCAACUUACAACCACCAAACCAGCGGUUAACAACAUAUAUACAUAUAGCCAAGCAUGUCUGUAGAAGUCCCUGAAGUGAAAGAACCCAGUAAAUAUGUUGGGUUUGAUUCUAUCACCAACCAAAUUGAAAGUAGAUUAUUGAAGCGUGGAUUCCAAUUCAACAUUAUGGUUGUCGGCAGAAGUGGAUUAGGUAAGAGUACGUUGGUUAACACAUUGUUUUCAUCCAAAUUGACUGAAUCUCAUGGAAGAAGAAGUCCAACUGAUCCUAUUGAAAAGACUACUGAGAUUGAAGUCAGCAGUCAUACCUUGAUCGAAAAUAAUGUUAGAUUGAAUAUUAAUGUUAUUGACACUCCUGGGUUUGGCGAUCAAAUUAAUAACGAAAAAUGUUGGGAACCUUUGGUUAAGUAUGUCAAGGAACAACACUCACAAUAUUUAAGAAGAGAAUUAACCGCCCAAAGAGAAAGAUAUUUGCCUGAUACUCGUGUUCAUUGUAUUUUAUACUUUAUUGCUCCAAAUGGUCAAAAGUUGAGACAAUUGGAUGUUCAAGCAUUGAAGAAAUUGCUGGAAAUUGCCAAUGUUGUUCCUGUAAUUGCCAAAUCCGACGCUUUAACUCUCGAAGAAAGAAGUGAGUUCAAGAAGCUUUUACAAAAGGAGUUUGCCAAGUAUAAAUUCAACAUAUACCCUUAUGAUAGCGAUGAAUUGUAUGAUGAUGAAAGACAAUUGAAUGAAGAUAUAAAGUCAUUGAUUCCAUUUGCUAUUGCUGGUUCUGAAAAAGUAGUUCAAAUAGAUGGCGAAAAAACCAGAGUAAGAACUACCAGAUGGGGUUCUAUCAACAUUGAAGACGUUAGUCAAUGUGAAUUUGUGUUUUUAAGAGAUUUCUUGACUAGAACUCAUUUGCAAGAUUUGAUUGAAACUACUGCUGUUGUUCACUAUGAAACUUUUAGAACUAAACAAUUAAUUGCCUUGAAGGAAAACAAUACCAACAGGCAAUCGGGAAACCCAAUUCCAGAAAAGCAUUAAGCUGGUCAUUUUACUUCAUUUUUUUCUUUUUUUUUAUAGUAUAUAAAAUGUAUGCUCUUUCUUAUUGCAAUAAAUUCUUGGUAUAGUUGAAAAAAUAGCAAACCCGCGUAAGU